Messenger RNA from Spirometra erinaceieuropaei, 2748 nucleotides. Lineage: Eukaryota; Metazoa; Platyhelminthes; Cestoda; Diphyllobothriidea; Diphyllobothriidae. The record is from the annotation of a GenBank genome assembly.
AUGCCCUGUCUACCGCAGGGAAUCAACGAUCGCCUGAUGAGCCUCCGCCUGCCUCUCUGGGGAGGCAAAUUCGCCACCAUCAUCAACGCCUACGCUCCGACGAUGACCAACCCCGACGCCGUCAGAGACAAAUUCUACGAGGACCUGCACGCCCUCUUGGCGACUGUGUCGAAGGCGGACAAGUUGAUUGUCCUUGGCGACUUCAACGCCCGCGUCGGCACCGACCAUACUGCCUGGACGGGAGUGCUGGGUCCUCACGGUCUCCGCGGCUCCAACGACAACGGCCUGCUUCUCCUCCGCACCUGCGCAGAGCACCGCCUCACCCUGACGAAUACCUUCUUCUGUCUGCCGGAGCGAGAGAAGGCCACCUGCAGGCAUCCUCGGUCGCGUCAGUGGCACCUGCUGGACUAUGUCCUCGUUCGGAGGCGAGAUCAGCGGGACGUGCUGGUGACGAAGGCGAUCGCGGGUGCUGACGGGUGGACCGACCAUCGCCUCGUCAUCUCGAAGAUGCGUAUUCGCCUACAGCCUCGCAGGAGACCACAAGGUAAGCGACCCCCAGGUAAGCUGAAUGUUGCUUUGUUGUCUUUGCCUGCUCACCGUCUCCACUUUAGCAAUGAGCUAGCUCAACGGCUAGACAAUUUUCCUAUCGCUGCCGCCGCCGACGAUGCCGCCAUCGCUGCCGAGAACACCUCCGUGGAGAACCGCUGGUGUCAACUGCGAGACACGGUCCAGUCGACGGCGCUCGCCGUCCUCGGUCGCGCUCCCCGCCAACACCAGGACUGGUUCGACGGCAACGACGCUGCCAUCAGAAAUCUGCUUGCUGAGAAGAACCGCCUACACAAAGCCUACGUACAUCACCCCACUGAGGACAAGAAAGCUGCCUUCUACCGCAGUCGCCGCCACCUCCAGCAGCGAAAGCGCGAGAUGCAGGACGCCUGGACUGCUCGCAAAGCUGAGGAGAUCCAAGGGUACGCGGACCGGAACGAAUGGAAGAACUUCUUCUCCGCGAUCAAAGCUGUCUACGGUCCGCCGACGAAGGGCGCUGCUCCUCUCCUCAGCGCCGACGGCAGUACUCUCCUGACUGAGAAGACGCAAAUCCUUCAGCGAUGGGCCGAGCAUUUCCGAGGCGUCCUCAACCGUCCUUCCGUCAUCUUCGACGCCGCCAUCGCCCGCUUGCCGCAAGUGGCGACCAACGCGGACCUCGACCUCCCGCCAUCUCUCCAGGAAACGAUCAGGGCCGUGCUGCAGCUCUCCAGCGGGAAAGCACCCGGAUCGGACGCAAUCCCUGCUGAGGUCUACAAGCACGGAGGUCCCCUACUGAUGGAUCACCUGACUGCGCUCUUCCAGGAGAUGUGGCGUCAAGGUGAAGUCCCGCAAGAUUUCAAGGACGCAAAUAUCGUGCACCUAUACAAGCGCAAAGGGAAUCGCCAAGUCUGCGACAACCACCGCGGCAUCUCCCUGAUGAACAUCGUCGGGAAGAUCUUCGCUCGCAUCCUGCUCAACCGCCUCAACAACCAUCUGGAACAGGGCCUUCUGCCGGAAAGCCAAUGCGGCUUCCGUCAUCAUCGUGGGACUACGGAUAUGAUCUUCGCCGCCCGUCAACUUCAGGAGAAGUGCCAGGAGAUGCGGACCCACCUGUACUCUACCUUCGUGGACCUGACGAAAGCCUUCGACACGGUGAAUCGUGAAGGACUGUGGAAGAUCAUGCAGAAAUUCGGCUGUCCGGAGCGAUUCACUCAGAUGGUGCGUCAGCUGCACGACGGUAUGAUGGCGCGAGUCACGGACAACGGAGCUGUCUCAGAGGCAUUCGCAGUGACCAACGGAGUGAAGCAGGGCUGUGUGCUGGCGCCUACCCUCUUCAGUCUCAUGUUCUCUGCCAUGCUGAUGGACACCUACCGCGACGAACGCCCCGGGAUUCGCAUCGCCUACAGGACGGACGGUCACCUGCUGAAUCAACGGCGGAUGCACUUCCAAUCGCGCGUAUCCACAACCACCGUGCUCGAACUCCUCUUCGCCGACGACUGCGCCCUGAACACUACCUCGGAAGAGGAGAUGCAACGCAGCAUGGACCUAUUCUCCGCCGCCUGCGAGAACUUUGGGCUGGUCAUUAACACGCAGAAGACGGUGGUGACGCACCAAACGCCGCCCAACUCAGCCACAGCCCCCAACGCGCCGCCGCAAAUCAGCGUGAACGGAAAUCAACUGCACGUGGUAGAGAACAUCCCGUACCUGGACAGUACCCUCUCACGCAACACCAAGAUUGACGUCGAAGUCGCCAACAGAAUCUCGAAAGCCAGUCAAGCCUUCGGUCGCCUCCGAAGCACAGUUUGGUAUCGCCACGGUCUCCAAAUGAGCACGAAGUUGAAGAUGUACAAGGCCGUUAUCCUGCCGACCCUACUGUACGAAGCAGAGACCCGGACGGUGUACACGAGGCAGGCACGUCGACUAAACCAAUUCCACCUCGGCUGUCUCCGCCGCAUUCUGAGGAUGAACUGGCAGGACCGCAUCCCCGACACCGAAGUACUGGAACGGACGGGAAUUCUGAGCAUCUACUCCAUGUUGAGACAAAUGCAGCUGCGCUGGAGCGGCCACCUGGUGCGCAUGGACGACGAUCGUCUACCCAAACAACUCUUCUACGGAGACGUCGCGGUGGGUUCUCGUCGUCAAGGAGGCCAGAUUCGCCGUUACAAGGAUACCCUGAAGUCCUCCCUGAAGCUACUGCAAAUCAACCAGACCAACUGGGAAUAG